Molecule: messenger RNA, 2074 nt
Organism: Medicago truncatula (barrel medic)
Lineage: Eukaryota; Viridiplantae; Streptophyta; Magnoliopsida; Fabales; Fabaceae
Product: 3-hydroxy-3-methylglutaryl-coenzyme A reductase 1
Exons: 2
Coding region: 260-1912 (550 amino acids)
Biological process (GO): coenzyme A metabolic process; sterol biosynthetic process; isoprenoid biosynthetic process
Cellular component (GO): endoplasmic reticulum membrane; peroxisomal membrane
Molecular function (GO): hydroxymethylglutaryl-CoA reductase (NADPH) activity; protein binding
Source: RefSeq, a predicted model, not a curated record
CCUCGUUGUUCACGAGUUCCUUACGAUCUAGCUAUCAAGCUACUGUUACUUGACUUCUUAAAAUAUUGGCAUAUACCUAAUUCCUCACUCACUCCCUGAGUACUCUUUAUCUAUAAAUAACAUUCAAAAUAAAUCUUGGCAUUCAUUUUCAAGUUAAGUUUCAAUCAUCCCCUAACCUGAACUCCUUUUUCUCCUUUCUUUUUCCAUUUUCGGAUUUCAAAUCCUUCACUUAAUAACCAAGAGAAAGAGAGAGAGAGAGAUGGACGUUCAGCAGAAAAUAAGCAAAAAUGAGAAGAAGAACCAAAGGCAGCAGCAGGAUUCACAGUCACAACAACCUUCUUCUUCACUGUAUUUAACAAACGCUGUUUUCUUUGGUCUCUUCUUCUCCGCCGCGUACUUUCUUCUUAACAGGUGGCGUGAAAAGAUCCGAACCUCUACACCUCUCCACAUCCUCACAGUCUCUGAGAUUGUUGCUGUAGUUUCCCUCAUCGCUUCCUUCGUCUACCUUAUUGCUUUCUUCGGCACUGCCUUCAUCAUUCAUUACGAUGAUGAUGAAGACGAAGUAGUCGACAAUUCUGCAAAACCCACCGGAGGAGUUGUGCCGAAGAAGCUACCUAUGUUACCACCACCGAAAAUAUCUGACCAAAAAGUUAUGUCCAUGGAAGACGAAGAGGUUGUCGGUGCAGUGGUAUCGGGAUCAAUUCCUUCUUACUCCCUUGAGUCGAAGCUCGGAGAUUGCCGUCGUGCAGCAAAGAUUAGGAACCAAGCAGUGGAGAGGGUUACCGGAAGGUCACUUGAAGGUUUACCGAUGAAAGGUUUUGACUACGAUUCUAUAUUAGGACAGUGUUGCGAGAUGCCGAUAGGGUUUGUUCAAAUUCCGGUGGGUGUUGCCGGUCCUUUGUUGCUCGACGGGAAUGAAUACACGGUGCCCAUGGCAACAACCGAAGGUUGUUUGGUUGCAAGCACCAACAGAGGCUGUAAAGCUAUUUAUGUUUCCGGAGGUGCUUCCGCUGUUGUGCUCCGCGACGGAAUGACCAGAGCCCCCGUUGUAAGAUUCAACUCCGCCAAAAGAGCUUCUCAGUUGAAAUUCUUUUUAGAAGAUCCUCAAAAUUUUGAUUCCCUCUCUCACACUUUCAACAAGUCAAGUAGAUUUGCAAGAUUACAGAGUAUUAAAGCUACUAUGGCAGGAAAGAAUUUAUACACUAGAUUCACUUGUUCAACGGGUGAUGCAAUGGGGAUGAACAUGGUAUCGAAAGGUGUACAAAACGUACUUGAUUUUCUUCAAACCGAUUUUCCCGAUAUGGAUGUUAUUGGUAUAUCUGGAAAUUUUUGUUCGGACAAGAAAGCUGCGGCAGUGAAUUGGAUUGAAGGGAGAGGGAAAUCAGUGGUGUGUGAGGCUGUAAUUAAGGAAGAGGUGGUGAAGAAAGUGCUGAAGACUAGUGUGGAGUCUUUGGUUGAGCUUAACAUGCUAAAAAACCUUACCGGUUCAGCCAUGGCUGGUGCACUUGGCGGCUUUAACGCACAUGCUAGUAAUAUUGUUUCUGCAAUUUACUUGGCUACAGGACAAGAUCCUGCUCAGAAUGUUGAAAGUUCUCACUGUAUGACCAUGAUGGAAGCCGUGAAUGACGGAAAGGACCUUCAUAUCUCAGUCACUAUGCCUUCCAUUGAGGUGGGUACAGUAGGAGGGGGCACACAACUUGCGUCGCAAUCAGCUUGUCUAAAUUUACUUGGUGUUAAAGGAGCUAGUAAAGAGACUCCAGGAGCAAAUUCCAGGCAACUGGCAACUAUAGUAGCUGGUUCAGUCCUUGCAGGAGAGCUCUCACUCAUGUCUGCAAUUGCAGCCGGGCAACUUGUUAAAAGCCACAUGAAAUACAACAGAUCAAAUAAAGAUGUCACCAAAGUUGCUUCAUGAGUUGUACAUAGGUUAUAUGUAGAUACCACAAGUGCGAGAUAAAUAAUCUUGUACUUACCAUCAUGAUCAAUAUUCAUUGCUUGUAUUUGUUAAUUACUUUGUUAGUUUUAUUUGUCAUUUUACGAUUAUUUAUGCAUGCAAGAAGAUGAAUAAGUUUUACUA